GCAUCACCCCAGGGAUGGUUCCCUGCUCCGGGUACCACAACAGGAGCAUCACCCAGGGGUGAUGAGACACUGUGUACCCCCGUGUCCAGGGUAGGUGCCCCCAUCCUCCCUGGGGGCUGCAGUGUCUACAGCUUUGGCUACAUCUCCUGCCUGCCUGGGAAGGUGUCUGCACACCCCACCUGCCCCACUGGCUCUGGGACAUGCUCACCUGCAUCUAGCUAUGGCUCAUGGUCUGUCCUUGUGCCCUGGGAACAUCCAGCUGGGAUCGGCACUAUCCCAGGCCAGGGCUCGCAUGGAAAAGAGCUCUAGUGCCAGCAGAUGUGAACAAGGCAGGGGAUGGGGUGACCUCCCCCAGCCUGGGCACUGGCAUCUGUCCCAGCACACACAGUCCCACUGCCAACCCAGCUGUGUGCCCCCAGCACUAGCCGGCAGUGCUCCACAGCACAAACACAGCUGUCACAGCCCAAGCACCCAGAGUGCUUUUGACAGCUUGUUCCCACGUCCACACUUGCACGGGACAGGAUAGGUGCCAGGUUUGGCCAGGCCCCCACAGCAGGGACUUCACCCUGCCCAGUUACAAGCCAUGCAGCUCCUGGCUGAUAUAAAGCUGGUGGCCUCAGGGGCACAGCUGAGUCCUUCCAGGAUGGCAUUUCUGUGGGUAGUUGCCUGCCUGGCCCUUGCCAGCACCGUCUCAGGCUGUGGGGAGCCCAGCAUCAGCCCCUCACUCCACCACACUGAGAGGAUCAUCAACGGGCAGAAUGCAGUGCCUGGAUCAUGGCCCUGGCAGGUCUCCCUUCAGAACCGCUUUGGAUCCCACUUCUGUGGUGGCUCCUUAAUCAACGAGAACUGGGUUGUCACUGCUGCCCACUGUGAAUUCAAGCCACUCUUCCAUGUCGUCGUCCUCGGGGGAUAUGACCGCACCUCCAGGGCUGGCUCUGUUCAAGUGAAGAAUGUGGUCAGGGUUGUCACCAACCCCAACUGGAACCCCUACACCCUGAACAAUGACAUCGCCCUGUUGAAGCUUGCCUCACCUGCCAAGCUGGGACCCCAUGUGUCCCCUGUCUGCCUGCCCCCUGCUGACCUGCAUCUGCCCAACAAUCUCCAGUGUGUCACCACCGGCUGGGGACGCACCAGUGUCAACUCCUCCGUGCUGGCAGAGAGACUACAGCAGGUAUCCCUGCCCUUGAUCUCCUCCAGCGAGUGUGCCGAGUACUGGGGAAGCAAGAUCACCAGCUCCAUGGUCUGUGCUGGAGGUGUUGGUGCCUCAUCCUGCCAGGGUGACUCUGGUGGACCUCUGGUAUACGAGGAUGGGGGCCUCUGGACCUUGAUUGGCAUUGUCUCCUGGGGUACAAGCAACUGCAAUGUCAACACACCAGCUGUCUACACCCGUGUAAGCCACUUCCGAAACUGGAUCGACAGCAUUAUUCAAGCUUAG
This is a messenger RNA of Melopsittacus undulatus (budgerigar), 1435 nucleotides long. It is a transcript of the gene CTRL, whose product is annotated as chymotrypsin like. Gene Ontology annotation, biological process: proteolysis. The record is from RefSeq and is a predicted model, not a curated record. NCBI's taxonomy places the organism in Eukaryota, Metazoa, Chordata, Aves, Psittaciformes, Psittaculidae. Bases 584 to 1435 code for a protein of 283 amino acids. The transcript has 7 exons. Gene Ontology annotation, molecular function: serine-type endopeptidase activity.